This is a messenger RNA of Anguilla rostrata (American eel), 3782 nucleotides long. It is a transcript of the gene cybb, whose product is annotated as cytochrome b-245 heavy chain. The record is from RefSeq and is a predicted model, not a curated record. Gene Ontology annotation, biological process: defense response; superoxide anion generation. Lineage: Eukaryota; Metazoa; Chordata; Actinopteri; Anguilliformes; Anguillidae. Gene Ontology annotation, molecular function: superoxide-generating NAD(P)H oxidase activity. The transcript has 13 exons. Gene Ontology annotation, cellular component: NADPH oxidase complex; plasma membrane. The coding region runs from base 132 to 1826 and encodes 564 amino acids.
GACCAGCCCCAGUCUUACUUCCUCCUACAGCGGCUCAUGGUAAAACACGUCUUCAGCGGCUCCCUCGGUUCUCACUCUCUCUUGCUCUCUUGUCUCCCGCUGUCUCUCGCCGUCUCUCCGCUCCUCUCGCUAUGGGAAACUGGGCAGCCAACGAGGGGCUCUCCACCUUCGUGAUUCUCGUCUGGCUGGGGAUCAAUGCCUUCCUCUUCGUCCACUUCUACAUGGCCUUCCUCACCGAGAGGUUCUACUACACCAGGGUUAUCCUGGGGCACGCCCUGUCAUGGGCCAGAGCCCCGGCCGCCUGCCUCAACUUCAACUGCAUGCUGGUCCUGCUGCCCGUCUGCCGCAACCUGCUGUCCUUCCUGCGAGGGUCCGUCCAGCGCUGUAGUCGCACUGCAGCCCGACAGCUAGACAGGAACCUCACCUUCCAUAAGCUGGUGGCGUACAUGAUAGCCUUUCACACAGCCAUCCACAUCCUGGCCCACCUGUUCAACUUUGAGAGGUUCAUGGGUGCUCAGCUGGACAGCAAUUCCUCCCUGGAAUAUGUGCUCUCCCGGAUUGGCAACGAAGACGGCAAGGCCUUCCUGAACCCGAUCACAACCAGUGAUACUAACCCCACGUACGUGAUGUUCACGACCAUCGCUGGGCUAACUGGGGUGGUGAUCACUCUGGCUCUGAUCCUGAUGAUCACCUCCUCUAUGGAGGUCAUCCGCAGGUCCUACUUCGAGGUCUUCUGGUACACCCACCACCUCUUUGUCAUCUUCUUCAUCGGUCUGGUCCUCCACGGCGUAGGACGCAUUGUGCGCGGACAGACGGAGGAAGACCUGAAAGUGCACGAUCCGAAGGUGUGCGAGAAGCUAUACGAGACCUGGGGAAAGAACGGCACCUUCUGCCCCGUGCCAAAUUUCGCCGGGAGUCCACCAGUGACGUGGAAGUGGGUUGUGGGGCCGAUGUUCCUGUACGUGUGUGAGAGACUCGUGCGAUUCUACCGAUCUCAACAGAAGGUUGUGAUAACCAAGGUGGUGAUGCACCCCUCCAAGACAUUAGAGCUGCAGAUGAAGAUGAAGGGGUUCCAGAUGGAGGUGGGCCAGUACGUAUUCCUGCAGUGCUCCUCCAUCUCCCAGCUGGAGUGGCACCCCUUCACCCUCACCUCUGCCCCAGAGGAGGACCACUUCAGUGUGCACAUCCGCAUCGUGGGCGACUGGACGCAGGGGCUGUACGAGGCCUGCGGCGGGGACAAGCCCGGCACCCAGGAGGCCUGGAAACUGCCAAAGAUGGGUGUAGAUGGUCCUUUUGGAACUGCCAGUGAGGAUGUGUUCCGGUACGAGGUGGUCAUGCUGGUGGGUGCUGGCAUCGGAGUAACACCCUUCGCCUCCAUCCUUAAAUCGGUGUGGUACAAGCAAGUACAGGAGAAUAGCAACGUCUUCACCAAGAAGAUUUACUUCUACUGGCUGUGCCCGGAGACGGAGGCCUUUGAGUGGUUUGCUGACCUGCUGCAGAGCUUGGAGGGCCAGAUGUUGGAGAAGGGCAUGACAGACUUCUUAAGUUAUAACAUUUACCUGACCAGGUGGAAGGAAACUGAGGCGGCUCACUUCAGAGUUCACCAUGAGGCAGAGAAUGACCCAAUCACAGGGCUGAAGCAGAAGACCCUGUACGGGAAGCCCAACUGGGACAACGAGUUCAACGCCAUCGGAGCAAAGCAUCCUGGGUCCAAAGUCGGAGUAUUCCUGUGUGGCCCUACUGCACUGGCGAAAGCUCUGGAGAAACAGUGCAACACCUACUCCAAGUCCGACGCAGAUUUCAUCUUCAACAAGGAGAACUUCUGACCUCACCUCACCCUGCUUCUGCUUGCUCAACCGCCUCUGUGUUCAACGGGGGAGAUCUUCAGCGGCCAAUGUUCACCCUUGCUCUUAGAAUUUGUAGCCAAUGAGCUAGUGACACACACUGAAGGCAUAACAGGUCUGGCUGUAUUUCGCCAUCUCCAGUAUUAUAUUUUUACAUGUUUGUUUUUCAUGGACACCAAGGUGUUCAUGGGCACCAACUUUUUUUCAUUUGAAUUUUAAUAUUGGCAAUCUAUGAUGGCUUUAAUAUUGUACAGUUUUACCAUGUGCUAAAGGUUCUUUUGAAUGUGCCGGCCUUUUGAUUCACCGUUUCGCAGUUUUGUUUGAGUCCACCUGAGCGCUUUUCCUGCUUUUUCAUGCAUAAAAGAAUUUGGCCAUUCAAAUAAGAUCUCUUAGUGAUACUUUGUUCUGAAAGAAAAGCCUUAGGUAUUGCUCAAAUGGUGCUCUUCUGGAAACCGUGAAUUGGAACAGACUCAGAGAGCAAAUAAACCCAAGACACUCCUCUGAGAUAAAAUGAAUGUUUGAAAGCCUUUACUGGAAGGGCAGCUCCAUAUAAGGAACCACUGAAAAGCGAGCACAGGGAUGUGUGUCACAUGCAGUCACAAAGGACAGGGUAAUGCCCAUGGUUUUCUACAGGGCGGAGUCAGUCUCUUUCUGACACAUGCCUCAGAGGGCUAGCUUGGUUCAACUGUUUAAUGUAUAUUUAGUGGUAACUAAGAAAACAACAUUGCAUUUGAUGGUGAAGUAUUAAUUUACUCCUUUUGCUUAACUAUGCAUACGCCUUUCCUUUUCUCGACCAUAACAGCAAGUGUAACAUUAAUGACUGAAUAAAAUAAAUUAACCGAACAGUGAAAUUGUUCUUGCAGUUGAAAAAGGUGAUGUAAUAACGGCAUUGGCAAUAGUCCCAGAGAACGGCUAUUGCAAUAUUCAGGGCACUACUGCCUUUAUUUAUGGGAAGUGGUUACAGACGUCCUUUUGUUGAGACUGUCCACUGUACUUGGAUAUUUCAUAAUGUGGUUUCCUGCACAAACCCAUGGUGAAACCGCCUGACAAAAAUGGCUUCACCAGUUUGUUUGCUGCAAACGCCGCUGGUUUAAUACUUCCCUGUUUAAGUUUGGUCUCGUUAUUUAAAAGCUAUUCAAGCGACGACUGAAGACUCACCUCUUCAGGCUGCACCUCUCCCCAUCCCUCCCUACCCCCCUGUAAAUGACUGUAAGCUUAGGGUUGUAACUAGGCAGCUGUUUCGUAGGUGACUUAGGUGCAUUAACUGUCUUAACUACUGCUUGUAUUUUUUCCAUAGACUGCGUUGUUGCUGUUCUCCUUGUGUUAGUGUUAAUCAGUUUAACCUUCAGGGUUCAAGUUGAACUAUGCGGUUGUUCCCUGCACUUUGACCGGUACUACUUCUGUCUAGGGUUUUCGUCAUACUUGUUCCUGGUUAUGGUUAUACACUUUGUUGUACGUCGCUCUGGAUAAGAGCAUCUGCCAAAUGCCUGUAAUGUAAUGUAAUGUAAUGCUAGUUCACAAUUGAUAUAUUUUUUAAAUAUGGUAUUUCAUUCAUAUGAUUAUUGCCUUAAUGCAUGUGGCUGUAAAUGUUCACCCUUUCUGGGAUUCAGUGCUUCAGCCUAGCUGAGUUUUAUUAAAUUCAGGCCAUGGCUAGGGUCAAUUCCAUUUGAACUCAUCAACUCAGGAAAGAAUUCAUAAAUAAUUCAUGAAUCCAUAAAUUUCCAUAUUAAUAUAUGAGGAUUUUGCAAUUAAUUCACUGACUUGUACAUGUAUUUCCUGAACUGCCCUGACUGAAAUAGAAUCGACCUAGACUCCAGGUCACGCUACUGUACAGUACAUUUGGGUACCAUUCAGCCCAUUCUCUGCUCAAUGCUACCACCUAGUGGCUAUAAUGCAAACAAUAAGCACAUCAAUAAAACACUUUUUUUGCUGUUUUAA